AUGGAGACAACAUGGCAAGACCCCGAACUCCGGUUCCUGCUCGGUGAGAUAAUCAAGGCAAGCACAGUAGAUGUGCCGAUCCUCGCAGAGUUCAUCAGGGCUCAGAACAUUGAUCCAAACUGGCUGAAUAUGCAACUCCCCAUCGGUCGCACCAUGCAACAAUGUAUGGGAGCCGCAGAGAGAGUUUUAGCUAUACAUCAACCUCCACCUUCGACAUACUAUGGUCUGAAGCGCAAAUCCCUGGAAGCUAGCGAGCAGCCGCCGAAGAGGCAGGUCACAAUGGGCCCAAUCGAGUCGUCUCAUCCACCACGCAAUAUCCAACCCCGUCCUAUUGCAAGCAACUUUCAGUCUGUUCCUCUCAAUAUGAACAGCAGUCCGGGUACGAUUCCGGUAACUGGAAAGAAGCGAGGGCGCCCAUCCAAGGCCGACAAGGAAGCCCAAGCUCGUGCAAACUCGUUUCGGACAAUGGAAUACGCACCCAUCAUACCAGCACCUGUACCUGCACCUGUACCUGUACCUGCACCUGUUUCUGCGGCAGCGCCGAUGACCACCAUCAACAUGGCGCAUGCGCGCGAGUACAUACCUUCGCCAGGAUAUGAAUAUGCAGGCAGUACGAUGGAUAUGCAGGGCAAGAAGAGGGGCAAGCUGGGCGAGUAUUCACCCACAGGCUCCUAUCUUCUACCUUCUCCAGCGUCUGCGCCAGAUCAUCGUGCUCCUCCUGAACCUGUUGAACAGCCUAGCCGGACGGGAUCGCCUAGAGAUCAUGGAGGAGGCCAGCCGGGGGAUAAAAGACCGUCAACUUUUCAUCAGCCAAUGCAACACCCUUCACCCUCACCGAGGCAGACACACUCGACGACGCCUGUCCAGCAGUCCAAUACACUCCCGCCUCUGAAAAGCGAUCGGCCACACGAGCAGUACAGACCAGAAGCUCCUCGCGUCGACCCCAUUUUCCCAGAUCGGGAUAGGUCCAGAAGCGGUUUCGAUCCCAUGACACGUGCUACACCACCAAUACCGACCGUCGCAAAUAGAGGCUAG
Pestalotiopsis fici W106-1 is the source of this 1035-nucleotide messenger RNA. RefSeq lists its product as uncharacterized. Bases 1 to 1035 code for a protein of 344 amino acids. The transcript has 3 exons. Lineage: Eukaryota; Fungi; Ascomycota; Sordariomycetes; Amphisphaeriales; Sporocadaceae. The record is from RefSeq and is a predicted model, not a curated record.